This is a messenger RNA of Acytostelium subglobosum LB1, 1599 nucleotides long. RefSeq lists its product as hypothetical. The transcript has 3 exons. The annotation marks the transcript as partial. The record is from RefSeq and is a predicted model, not a curated record. Lineage: Eukaryota; Evosea; Eumycetozoa; Acytosteliales; Acytosteliaceae. Gene Ontology annotation, molecular function: oxidoreductase activity; flavin adenine dinucleotide binding.
UGUGGACUCGACAAAACACAUCUCUGUCAUUUUGAUGAGUCGACAAUGUCACAACAUGUAGCAACAACAACAGCUAUUAGUGGUAGUAACGAUAAGAAACAACAACAACAACAACAACAUGUCGUUAUUGUAGGUGGUGGUAUCACUGGUAUCACUUGUGCCCAGGCAUAUAGGACACUCAAACCAAAAGAUCGCAUUACUCUAGUGUCACAGACACCUCUGUUAAAGUCGGUGUUCAAUGUUAACAAGCUAUCAAGGACUUUGGAGGAGUUUGAUGUCAAGGAGUGCUCUCCAUCAGAUGUCUUUGCUGAUGGUGAUAUAGACAUUGUCAUUGGUACUGUCGUACAAGUUAAGAGCAUCACUCGCAUCAUUCAUAUCUCAACGUCGUCAUCAUCAACGUCAACCAACAGUACACUACACUAUGACUAUCUAUGUAUGUGCACUGGUGCAAGGCCAAAUGUCAUCAAGGUUAAUGAUCAGUUACAAAGCUAUAUAAUAGGCAUCAGAGACACUGAGACUGUGAACGAUUUAAAGAAUCGAUUGCAGGGUGCUCAAAGAGUAGUCAUCGUUGGAAAUGGAGGAAUAGCCAUGGAGUUGGUACACGAGAUCACAUCAUGUCAAGUGAUAUGGGCAAUCAAGGACGAACACAUUGGCAAUGCCUUCUUUGAUAUGGACGCAUCAGAGUUCCUCACUCACUCACGACAGAUUGACUCGGCUGUGGAGGAGACUCCCGCUGAACCAGACAACUUUGUGGUCGUGGACAGGUCUUCCAACGAACCAGUGGUGAUGUCCAAUGAUGCAUCGAUUGGACCGCAGUGGUAUGAUCGAUUCAAGUUCAUUGGAUGCGUGGAUGGCAGCAAGAUCAAUUCAAACAAAGUAGAACCAAUCAUUGAGUAUUGCACUACUGUUCAAUCUGUUGACAAAGGAGAUGAUGAGUGGCCAGUAUACGUUAACUUGUCCAAUGGCAAGCGAUAUGGCUGCAAUUUCAUCGUGUCGGCAACUGGCGUGAUACCCAACGACAAGAUAGAGUUUGUACCUUCAACAACAGCACCAACAACAGACAACAUGGGUUACAUCUUGGUCAAUGAUACGAUGCAGACGAGUGUGGGUUGUGUCUUUGCAGCUGGUGACGCCUGUCACAUUCAAUGGAGUGCACCUGCGCCAUAUUGGUUUCAGAUGAAGUUGUGGAGCCAAGCACGUGUCAUGGGCAGAUACGUGGCUCAAUGCAUGGCCACACAGAGCGUCGGACCAGACAGAAAAGACUCAGUCGAUGUCAUCUCAACAGUGUUUGAGUUUGAGCUGUUUGCCCAUGUGACGCGAUUCUUCAACAUGAAGGUGGUGAUGCUCGGACUGUACAAUAGCAACGAUGUGGCCACUGGCUUUGACCCCGAGACUAUGGACGUAUAUCAACGAGUUAUUCCUGGAAAGACAUAUGUCAAGGUGAUACUAAAGAAUGGACGAAUGCAAGGAGCACUGCUCAUUGGUGAGACAGACCUCGAAGAGACCUUUGAGAAUCUAAUCCACAAUCAAAUAGACCUGUCACGUUACGGUGCUAGUAUACUAGAUCCAGACAUUGACAUUGAGGACUACUUUGAUUAA